AGGUGGGAGGGACGUUGAUGUGAGGCGUGGUCCUGAGUUCUCCUGAGGGCAGGUGAGGGCAGUACAGGGCAGGGAAUGUGGGGCUGGGGCAAGGGCUGCUGCCAACUCUUGACCAGAGGGGACACAGAGCAGGUGGAGGAGGGUCUCACCCAGACCAGACCCCAGGCAGGUCAACAAGCUUGGGGGUCCCUGCUGAGGUGGGGACACAGUGGAGGUGCAGGGAGCCAAGAAUGAGAGGACCUUCCCAUAGGCAGGGACGCAGCCACGUGCAGGGGGCCUGGCCUAGCUGGGGACACAGCCAGGAGCAGGGAGCAGGGGGCACUCACUCAAGGGAAGACAUCUACAGGUGCAGGCAGGAGGGAGCUUCACCUAGGCUGGGUCAAAGAACAGGUGCAGGGGCCAUGAGGGGCCUCCCAGGCGGACACACAGUGCAGGUUCAGUGGGGGUCUCACCCCAGUGGGGACACAGUGCAGGUGCAAUAAGCCUGGGGCCCUCACUGAGAUGGGGACACAGCAUCCAUGCAGGGAGGCGGAAAUGGGGGCCCUUGUUCAGGCAGGGACCUGGAGGGGGUGCAGGAUCUGGGAGACCCUGACUCAAGAGGGGCCAGGUGCAGGGAGCAGGUAUUGGGGUCCGGUACCCAAGAGCGCAGGUAGGAGGAGCGGAGCUCGGAUGGAGGCUCUGAAGAGCUGGGCCAGUCUCCAGCGCCCAGGGCUGGCCGAGCGUGGCCAGUGGAUCCGGGUGUGUCACAUGACGGGAUGAUGCCAGGCUGUGGGGCAGGGCCCCUGUGGCCAUCCUGGCUGUGCACCUGGGUGGCAGCCAGUGGGGCGGGAGCUGGGGCUGCAGCUGUGGUGUUCCCAGAGGCCCAGGUGCCCUCUCCCACACGCCUGGGCCCUCUGGGUUGUGGGAACCGGCCAGCUCCUGCUCUGUCCCCUCAGGUGUCCUGCAGGCACAGCAUCUCGGGGGGCCCAGGCCGAUGGCAGGAGUUCCUCAUGGCCGAGGAGUCUCUGCCUGGCACGCUGCUGAAGCUGGCGGCACAGGGGCUGGGCAUGCAGGCCGCCUGCACCCUGACGCGCCUCUGCUGGGCCUGGGAGCUCAGUGACCUGCACCUGCUGCAGAGCCUCAUGGCCCAGAGCUGCAGCUCGGCCCUGCGCACAUCCGUGCCCCACGGGGCGCUUGUGGAGGCCGCCUGCGCCUUUUGUUUCCAUCUGACCCUCCUGCACCUGCGGCACAGUCCUCCCGCCUACAGCGGGCCCGCUGUGGCUCUGUUGGUCACCGUCACGGCCUACACGGCCGGGCCCUUCACGUCUGCCUUCUUCAACCCUGCCCUGGCCGCCUCUGUGACCUUUGCCUGCUCGGGACACACCUUACUGGAGUACGUGCAGGUGUACUGGCUGGGCCCUCUGACAGAGGAGCAGCAUGGGGAGGUCAUGGAGCCCCCUCUUGGACCUAGAUCUGGGGAUUCUGGCCCCUGGCUUCAGAGGCCCAGGUGGAGCCCACACCUUCUCCUGCACCUGCUCUCAGACACUCGGCUCCACCUCACUGAGGUACCAGAAGGGCAGCUGGGUUCCUAUGGAAUUCUGGAAGCUUUUUUCAGCUUCUGCUGGCUCUACACUGGGGAGGUCUCAGGGGCAAUGCCUCAGCCUCCCCUUGGGGGGAAAGACAGGAGCUGGGGGUCUCUCAGGCACCUGGCCCUGCGAUGGUGACACUGACGUCAUCGUGAUUUGUCGCCAUGGUUCUGAUGUGGUCACAGUCUCUCAGGCAUGUGCAGGGUCCUAGGAAGCAUACGAAGUGCAUCAGGAACCCCCUCCUGCCCCCGUUGCCGAGGCAGCACUGCCCUCUGCUAGGAACAGCUCCGUGUUGGCCUCUCUGUCCCCACACACUGGGCCUGCAGGGCUUCUCCGAGACUCUUCAGUUCAGGUAUCAACCCUGGGCUGUCUCCUGGGAUGUGGGGGGCGGAUGUUCUUUCCUUGCCUCCCCACGCUCCUCCUGCGGAUCCUUCACUCCGGGUGGGUCGGCCUCUUCCUCCUGAUCAGCUCCAGAGCCCCCUCUAGUUCCCUGGCAUGGAAACACGGCCCGGGUGAGCUGUGGUGGCCCCGGAGGCCUCUCCGCUCCUGCACAGGCCUUGCUUCCUGCGGGUGACGAGGUCCUGGACUCUCUCCUGCCCAGGCUUCUGGGUGCUUUCCUUAGUUCAGCACCAGUGCUCUGUGUGGGCAGCGUCUCCCCCGAGGAUCCGCAGCUCCGGGUUACCCGCAGGCGUCCAUCUCCGGUAUGGUGCUGCCCUUCACUGAUCCUGGUUGUAUUUCUGUUUCCUGCUUUCCUCAUCGCCUCCUGUUUCGGUUGAUUCCUUCUUUUUGCUGGUGCCCGUCUCACAGUAGCUU
Messenger RNA from Homo sapiens (human), 2378 nucleotides. It is a transcript of the gene AQP12B, whose product is annotated as aquaporin 12B. Gene Ontology annotation, cellular component: membrane. NCBI's taxonomy places the organism in Eukaryota, Metazoa, Chordata, Mammalia, Primates, Hominidae. The transcript is spliced from 4 exons. Gene Ontology annotation, molecular function: channel activity; water channel activity. Gene Ontology annotation, biological process: transmembrane transport; water transport. The record is from RefSeq and is a predicted model, not a curated record. The coding region runs from base 756 to 1703 and encodes 315 amino acids.